Molecule: messenger RNA, 8823 nt
Organism: Carassius carassius (crucian carp)
Lineage: Eukaryota; Metazoa; Chordata; Actinopteri; Cypriniformes; Cyprinidae
Product: B-cell lymphoma/leukemia 11B-like
Exons: 4
Coding region: 1765-4203 (812 amino acids)
Biological process (GO): positive regulation of transcription by RNA polymerase II
Cellular component (GO): nucleus
Molecular function (GO): RNA polymerase II cis-regulatory region sequence-specific DNA binding; DNA-binding transcription factor activity
Source: RefSeq, a predicted model, not a curated record
GAAAUUAUUCAAAAAAUCUGAACCACAUGACCAGCUUUUACUGAUUACUGAUGUACUCUUGUGUAAAACAGAAGCAGAGGAACAUCGCUUGCAUUUCACCCGGUAAACUCAAAUCAUGCAAGUAUUUGCACAACACACCUUAUUUUCAUUUCCUCCAGUAUUUAGUCUUGCAUUUUCACUCAUGCAACUGUUUAAUGUAGUUCAUUAAUUUGUUCAAACAGAUUUGAUAAAAUUAUUGCAAUAUGUGGAUUAAAUGAUAAAGAUAUACAUUAGAUUGUCUAGCAAAAGGAUUAAGAAAUGUACAUUGAACACUUUACAAUAUUUUUCUUCCUUCUGCUGUUCUUUUCCUCUCCAGAUGUGGGUUUAAUUUAAUAAUGUCAUUUCUGUAAGACAUAAAUCAAGAAGAAAUGUGAUGUGUGAGUAUAUCAACGCCUGUCUUGUCUCAUGUAAUUUGUUGCAUAUGAGGUAAACAGCCCACUUAUGUCUCACUGAAGUAUAUUCUUUGUGCAUCCGUCUGUACUUUAAUCUUUUCCAUCAAAUGAUUUGAGAUUUUCUUAUUUGAAUAUUUACUGUUAAUACGUGACUAUCAAUAUAACUGGUUCCCUAUUCAUUUAUUUAUUUGAAUGCAUGAAAGAUGCAUAUUUAAUGCGCAUUUACAUAUGCACGCUUACAUCUUUUAUAAAGAAUAAUAAUAAUAAUAAUAAUAAUUUCAAAGCUAUUUGCAACCUUUUCCCCUUUAAAUUCAUUGCAAAAGCUGUAGUACAUGCAAUAUUGCAUUGUUUUAUUUGCAUUAGAGCGGAUACAGACAAGCAAGCAGCGUACCGGUCUAUCAGGCGCUGUGUGUUUGUGCGCGAGUAUGUGUGUGUGUAAGACAGCGGCUCGCGAUGUCCACGCUCUCCACCACUGUCGGUGAUCCGAUAGUUGUGAAAAGCCACCACUAGUCGCCCCCAGUGCUCUUGCAGUCUCCAAUUUUCUUUCCCACUGUAGACUUAACGUCACGUCCGCACUUGAACUUGAAUUUUAUCCCAUUGUACUGAGGCAGCCCUCGCCACAGAGACACAGAGAGCUCCCGGAGAAGCAGGACUCCGCCAUCUUCACAGAGGGAGAAAAGGGAGGAAAAGAAGCUUCAUACAUUUGGAAAGGAGGUGGCAAGUCCAUGUCCCUGGUCUCAAGUGCGCAAAGCCGAAUUGGGGAGCAAGUGCAAAGAGUUGAAGAGAGUGCAAAGUAACCGGACAUCACAUGCACUUAUAGAGCCCAGGAGAGAAGAAGAACUGUCCAGUGCUUGGCACACGCAAGUGCCAACUCAAGGAGAAAUUGGAUUCGUUUCAUCCAGUCAAAUAAGCGCAGACCGGACGAAAAGAGAGCCACCAGAGGGUCCAACCUAUCCAAACGCACCUGCCAUCACGUUCUGAGACAUUUCCAGUGGUUUCUUCACAACUGUCACUCGUCAAGGAUAUUUUCGCCCUCGGACAGAUCGCGCUCGGCAUACAGCUGAAGUGCAUGUGUGUGUCGUUGAGGUACUGAGCGUCUGCGCGUCUCUGGUCAUCUGGAGAGCCGGAGCGCAAAUACACUUUCGCUUCUCUCACAUUCACGGGACCCCUAUCUGUAUCCACGGCCCGGAGCUGUGGCACUUCUUUGGAAGUCCCAGGAAAAGUUAGUUACCAAGGGGGGAAAAACCCACGGCACGGAAACGGAGGACAGAAGGCGCGAGCCGACUAUUCCUUGUGCGGGUCUCUGGGCGAUGCCAGUGUAAAUGCCAGGGCAAUGUCCCGUCGCAAGCAGGGAAACCCUCAGCAUUUGUCGCAGAGAGAAAUUAUAACACCGGAAGCUGAGCAUGUGGAUGCGAGACUGUCCGUGGCUGAUCUCCACUCUCACCCUCACCCACUGCUGGAUCCCAGCAUGCCUGGGCCUCUCCCUCCGGGCCUGGGCGACCACGACCUCCUAACCUGUGGCCAGUGCCAACUAACCUUCCCACUGGGGGACAUUCUGCUCUUCAUCGAGCACAAGAAAAAGCUAUGUCAGGGUUUGACAACCGGCCACAGCUGCUACGACAAGAUGAUGGACCGCAAUAGCCCCUCGCCGCCCCGUGCAGAGCUGAGGAAAGUGGUUGAACCGGUCGAAAUUGGAAUCCAGGUGACACCUGAAGAGGAGGAUGAGAGACUGUUGACACCCCCAAAAGGAAUGUGCCCCAAGCAAGAAAGUGGCCUGGCAGGUAGAGAUGAACCUUCAAGUUACAUAUGCACAACGUGCAAACAGCCCUUUACCAACGCCUGGUUCCUCCUGCAGCACGCUCAGAACAUGCAUGGGAUCCGCAUCUACUUGGAGACAAACCACUCAAAUACCUCCCUGACCCCACGGAUCACUAUUCCUCCCCCCAUUGGUUCAGAAUCCAUACCACAGUCCCCAUUAACCAACUUUUUAGGGGACAACAACCCCUUCCAUCUCCUACGGAUGACUGGGCCCCUACUUCGAGAGCCCCCACCAGGCUUUGUGGAUAACCGCCUGCCUAAUACGCCACCGUUUGUCAGCCCACCUCCUCGCCAUCACUUAGAUCCCCAUCGCCUAGAACGCCUUAGCAUAGAGGAAAUGGGUCUAAUCUCCCAGCAUCCCAGUGCCUUUGAGAGAGUGAUGCGCAUGACACCCAUGGCCAUCGAGUCCCAGUCCAUGGAUUUCUCCCGCCGACUUAGAGAGCUAGCUGGAAACAACAACUCCACUCCACCACUGUCACCAAGCCGUGCCAACCCUAUGCAUCGCCUCCUCAAUCCCAACCCCUUCCAGCCCAGCCCGAAGUCGCCCUUUCUAAGCACCCCUCCACUGCCUCCCAUGCCCCCUAACAGCACCACCCCGCCACAGACACAGGCCAAGACAAAGUCCUGUGAGUUCUGUGGCAAGACCUUCAAGUUUCAGAGUAAUCUGGUGGUUCAUCGGCGAAGCCACACAGGCGAGAAGCCCUACAAGUGCCAACUAUGUGACCAUGCCUGUUCUCAAGCUAGCAAACUGAAACGCCACAUGAAGACCCACAUGCACAAGUCUGGCUCUAUGACAGGGCGCUCUGACGAUGGCCUGUCCACCACCAGUUCACCUGAGCCAGGCACUAGUGACGUCACAGGAGAGGGUAUGAAGCACAGAGAUGGCGACUUUAGAGGUGAGGGCAUGGGCCCUGAAAAUGAAGAGGAGGAGGAAGAAGAAGAAGAGGAGGAACUAGAAAAUGAAAGCAGGCCUGAGUCAAACUUCAGCAUGGACUCUGAGUUCAGUCGGAAUAGGGAAAAUGGUUCAAAGCCACCUUCAGAUGAGAAGAACCUCCCUUUGGGGAAGAUGGUGGAAAAUGUAGGCCUCAGCUCCAUCCAGCAGUACAAUAACUUAAUAGUUGACAAUCGGAAAAGGCUUUUGUUCUCCAAAAGGAUGUCAGAAGGGCAGAGGGAUGCAGGUGACAACGAUUCAGUAGUGGGGGAAAUGGACCAAGUGGAGCGCGCAACUGUGAAUGGAAGGAACUGUGGCUCAAGCGACUCUUUCUCAGGCCUGUUUCCCCGCAAGCCCACUCCCAUCACCAGCCCCAGCCUCUCCAACUCCUCUAACAAGAGGAUCAAAAUCGAAAAGGAUUUGGACAUACCCCCAGCCCCCCUAAUCCCAUCUGAAAAUGUUUACUCCCAGUGGCUAGUGGGCUAUGCAGCAUCCCGCCACUUCAUCAAAGAUCCCUUUCUUGGCUUCAGCGAUUCCAGACAAUCUCCAUUUGCCACCUCCUCGGAGCACUCUUCCGAGAACGGCAGCCUGCGAUUCUCCACGCCGCCAGGGGACCUGCUGGACGGGGGCCUCUCCGGCCGCAGUGGUACCGCUAGUGGAGGCAGCACCCCACACUUGGGUGGGGGGCAAGGCAGGCCCAGCUCAAAAGAAAGCAGGAGGAGUGACACUUGUGAGUACUGUGGGAAGGUGUUCAAGAACUGUAGCAAUCUGACAGUGCACAGACGCAGCCACACAGGCGAGAGGCCCUACAAGUGUGAGCUUUGCAACUACGCCUGCGCCCAGAGCAGCAAGCUCACCCGCCACAUGAAGACACACGGCCAGCUCGGUAAGGAAGUGUACCGCUGUGACAUUUGCCAAAUGCCCUUCAGCGUCUACAGCACGCUUGAGAAACACAUGAAAAAGUGGCAUGGGGAACACUUGAUGACGAAUGAGGUCAAAAUUGAACAAGCAGAGAGAAGCUAAGCCAGAUUUCCUUUUUUGCCUCACAAUUCCUUGAUUAUAAAAGGGGUAGCUGGAUACUCUGUUUUUUUUUUGUUUUUUGCUUUUUUGUUUGUUUGAUCUUUCAGAUUAAUGGUUUGAGUUAGUUUUGUCCUAAGAAACUGCCGUCUGAGAAUGAUAAAGACAUUGAAGAAGAGGAAAUUAUUAUUUUUUUUUUAUUAAUUUGAAGCUGGUAUGUCACCUAUCUAUUUGUGGAUACAUUAGACAACAUUUUAUAAGGAGCCUUUAACUGUGCAAUAAUUUCUGUAUUUAUUGGAUUUUUUAUGUUUUGACAUAUGCAGGUUCAUUUUUCUUUUCUUUUUUUAUUCCAUUAUGUUAUGAUUUAUUUCAAAUGCUGAGAUUUUGUUUAAACUCAAAAGACAUACUGAGAUUUUUUGUUUGUUUGUUUUUAGCAAAACAGAGUAUCAUUUGAGAAAUCCACAGGCCGCUGCUUACGAUGUAGAUUAUUUAAGCUACACAUGUAAUUUCUUGAAGAGAAGCCGCAUUCAAUCUUCAAAUUUUGAAAGCUCAAUUGAGAAAGCUUUGUCUUUCUUUUGUUUUCCUUUUUUGUUUAUUAUUCAUACUUACAAAACGAGCGGACAACAAUCCUUAGACCUUGUAGCAUGAACUGAUUUUAAACAUGUCAAUCUAAUUGGGAAUGUGGCACUGAAUAUCAGUUCUAACAAUAUAUCUAAAGAGGACUAUGGGGCUGAAAACCUCCAUCUACCCGAAAGGAGACUAUAAAAACAGACAAAAGUCAAGGCAGCUGCUUAUCGGUACCUAGUACCGACCCAGACAACGCUAGUCAUAGGAUGGAUUGUGUUUUAGGUCUCACUAGGUCUCAAUAGGGAAUUUUAAUUGCCAGCACCCUUUCCAUAGACACUGCACUUAAUCAAACCAUUUGAUUUAGCUGAAGAGCACAACAGUGGUAGAAGGAAGAUGGCUUUUAAACAACUCAGGGUGAGCUGUAUAGCUACUUCUGCCAAGUCUGCUAUAUGAUCUCAGCCGUCUUCUCUGAUAAAGCAGUCCGGUACUCUGGUUCAGCUAAUUCACAACCUUCGCCUUCACACUUCAUAUUACACUGCCAACCACCCCUAAAUGUCAUGAAUCAACUCCAUCUUUCCCAUAAAAGUGGCUUGUCAUACUACAGCGUUAAGUUAAGGGGACAGACAUCUAUGCCAGAGGAUGAAGCAGAUUUCAUACACUAGGAGAGUGAUUUAAUCACACACACACACACACACACACACACACACACACACACAGAGACAGGAAAAGAAAGAGAGAGAAGGGUCUUUACAGUCCAAUUCAGGUUAGUAAACCUAAAAGCACAUUAGUCCAAAGCAAGGCAGCACCACUGUUCUGUUUCCAUUGACUGACAUUUAAAUCUAAAUAUUGUUCAUUUGUUUUCAGUUAUGUUGCUUCAUUUUUGGGUAUUAGGGUCUGCAGUUCUAGAGGGAGUCACCACUUUAACCAGAUUAGAUUAGAAUUAAUUCAAUUAUAUGUUCAGCAAUGUUGUCAUUCUAUUAGAACGUUUCUUAAAUCGCUUGAAACAGCCCUAUGCAUUUUUGUACAUAUAUAUAUUUAUAUAUACAUAUAUAUAUAUAUUUAUCAAUCAUUUUGAGAAACAAAUUUUUACUGCAGAGUAAAUCUGAUUAUAGUUAAAAAUGUGUAUGAUAUUGAUUUAUCUGGUUAAUCUGGUCAUGUCCCGUGUGUCAGAGCCAUCAGCAGGUAUGCAGAUUAGUCAAUUGCACAGUAAAGAGUGUAUGUCAUGACCUGUUGAGCAUGUGCUAAAACAGUAAGACAAUUUUUUUCUUUCUUUCUUCUCAUUCAGGACUCCCUGUGAUGUGUAGUUGAACGCAUUCUCAGAAGUAGCAACACGCUUACAGAAUGCACAGCUGAAUUUUCCCUUUUCUUUUCUCUUCUAUCCAACUGAUUUAUUGGCAGUAAAACAGCCUUCUUUCGACAAGAUGCCCUAACCAGCGCAAACGAUUGAAGCGAGGGAAUAUUGUGGUUUAAAAAGUGCAAAGCAAACUAAUGAAAUAGAAAGAGAGAGAGAGAGAGAAAAGUAAACAUACACAGCUCUUCGCAGUUGACCCGCACUUUAUUAUUUUGAUUUACAUAUUUGAAAACAUAGUGAAAACGGCUUCUGAGCAAGAAAUUAUGUUAAAAUAUGAAUUUAUUGGGCCUUGCUAGAGGGAGCAUCUGAGAUUGAAGUGCCAGUGUUGAUAGGCUUGGCUUUCACAAUGCUGGCACUAUAAAAAUGAAAUUAAUUUAUUUGGACAGUUUUUGUACUGCCAUUCAAUUUGACAUGAGUGUGCCUUGAAUACUGAUCUUCCUAUUUAUUGUCUUAUAAGACAAAUGCAACACUUUUGUGAAGCAAAGAAUUGAAAAAAAAUGUGGUUUUAAUCUGCUUCUAAAAGAAUAAUGCUAAAAACAGAUACGUCAUUUAAAGAACUAAGUUGAUCUAAAAUGUAAAGUAGCCAGCAUAAUACUAAUGUGUGUCUAUGUGUGUAUAUAUGUAUUCAUAUGUACAUAUAACAGCACAAAAACACACACAAUAGACAAAUAUAAAUAUAAAUAUAGAUAUGUACAAUUUUUCACUUCAGGACAAGACUGCAACCCUUGAAAAUAAUGGACGAUUCUUUUGCUACAACUAGUCAAGGAAGAGGCUGGAAUAAAAAUCAGGAACUGCAGAAACGUGUAAAAAAACAAACAAAAAAAGUAAAACGUUUAGUGCACUCUGUCUUAAAAUACGUUUACAGUAUUGAAACAAGUACAAGGUUAAAAUGAUAUUUCUGUGUAUGUGUGUUUUAAACAAACAAGAAUUUUCCUUUUCUUUUCUUUUUCUUUUUUUUGUUAUCAAGUUUGCUUAUAAAGUUUCUCUGAAUGCCAUAGUGGCGUGUGUAUAUUGGUUUUUGGUGACAGGAUUUUAAGUAUAUAUAUACAUAUGACAUUUCUGUUGUUUACUGUAAAAGUAUACCAGUAUUUGUAAUAUUGGAGAAUACCUGGGCAUUUUACAAAAAAAUUAUAUAAAAAAAAAAAAAAAAGGAGGAAAUAUGAAAAACCUUCCCCCCCUAAUUAUCAUUUCUUUCUGUUUUUUUCUUUUCUUUUCUUUCUUUUUUUAAACCAAGUUUUGUUUUACAGUCCAAUUUAAAUUGUGGGUCUUUAAAAUGUUUUGUCACUGUAACUGUAAAAGUCCUGAGUUUUAGUAACUUUUCUGCCUUGGGUGUAAGAAAAUAAAGAUUCAAUUAAUCAAAAGAGAAUUGUAAUGGGGCCAGCGACAUUUACGUAUGGAAAGAUUAUCACAGGAAAAAUACUGAGGUUCCUGUCAUGUAUGUCUUUCUGGUUUCUUCUUUGGUAAUGGGUUUUCUUAAUGGCUGGAACGAAAUACAUGUGUAGGCACUAUGAUGUGUUUAUGUGUGUGUGUAUAUAUAUAUAUAUAUAUAUAUAUAUAUAUAUAUAUAUAUAUAUAUAUAUAUAUAUAUAUACUGCAUAUGUACACACAUUUGGCAGGAUACAAUUGUGAAAAUUGAAUUAAAAAUGUACAGAUGAGUUUAAGGUGAGGUUGUUUGACCUUUUACUGUAGCUACAUAUAAAACAGUAAAUGUUUUGUUCACUCUUAUCUUGGUUGUAAAUAAUUUUUAUAUGCUUGCCCAGACUUUUUCUUUCUCUCUCUCUCUCUCUCUCUCUCUCUCUCUCUCUCUCUCGAUCUUUUUUAUUUUUUUUAUUUGUGUGAUCUGGUUGCAGUGUGUCUUUUUUAAUUUCAUUAUUUUUUUAUUUAUUUAUUUUUUUAUAAAAAACAAAGCCCCUUUCUGUCCUCUGAUUUUUGGGGUGUAGUACCUCAUUUCUGGGGCCUGUAAAGUUCAGGUUUUUUUUAAGCAUGAGAAGAAUAGAGCACAAAUACAAGAUGUUUUAGUUGUCCAAGACUUUAUUGUGUCAUAAUUUUCUGUUCAGGAAGUAAAGAAAAAGGUCUGGAAAUUUUGGAUGGUCUUUCUCUCUCUUGUCUGUACCCUUCCCUCUGCACGCACACAUACACACACACACACAUACACACACACACACAGGAAACAGGCUCGCUCAUAAUGUCUAAAAUAAUCGACAUAGGGGACUUUCAAAUGUGUAGGUAAUAUGAUAGCCGAGCCAAAUCUCGCUGUAUAUGAUCUCUUCAAUUGUGUGCAAUUCACAUCAAAGCUUUUUGCCUUCAACCAAUGGCUACAAUUAAAGUCAUUAAGAGCUACUAAAACUGACCACACUCAUACAGACACGAAUCAAUCAACCUGACCCACCAUAUGUACUUUCAAACCCUUUCCCAGAGUGUAUUAACUUCUGCCAUUUGCAUCUAAAUAAGAUGUGGCACUUUGUGGAGGUCAGAGAGCUCUGUAUGACUGUUUGUCCACUCAUUUAUACAGUACGUUCAUCUCAGACUGACAGUUAUGUUCACUUGUGUUAUACUAGUUGGUUUUGAAAGCCACCCUUCUGUGUAUAUUUUAGUCUUUUUUUCCUCCCGUAUUUCUUCCAAGCAUUAAACGCUGAUACCCCUUGUUUGGACUGAGGCAACUUUGGUAUGCAGGUCUUGAAUAAAAAACAAACAAAAAAAGAAAAUAA